This is a messenger RNA of Aureobasidium vineae, 995 nucleotides long. NCBI's taxonomy places the organism in Eukaryota, Fungi, Ascomycota, Dothideomycetes, Dothideales, Saccotheciaceae. The record is from the annotation of a GenBank genome assembly.
GGUCAGCCGUCAUGGAUGGGGAUCCGGCAGUCGAGUCGCAGCUAGAUGGCUUCAGCCUGGUGCUUCCGCUGCCGUAUCGUGUUGCUCUGAUCAUCGUUCUGGNNGACGUGCCAUCCCUUAUUCGCUAUCCUGCUCGUAACUCUCCCACCGAACCGCCGCACCACCUCUCGACCUACCGCCUUGCGACCCUCCUUACAAUUCCUCUCGCUUUCUCGCUGUUUCUCUUCUGGAUCAUCACACAUGGCAAUCCUGCCUCGGUCGCAAACUGGGAGAUUCUACCCAAUCUAUACCUGCUCGUACUUGUACUCGCAUUCGUCCUGCCCAUCCAGCGCGUCUCACGCAGUGGCCGAUACCGAACCCUCGCCACCCUCAAACGCGUCAGUAUAGGUGGGUUGGCUGAAGCUCACGAUGGGAAAUUCGGAGAUGUUCUGAUGGCCGAUGUCUUGACAAGCUAUGCAAAAGUUAUGGGAGAUUUGUUCAUUGCUCUCUACAUGUUCUUCUCUUCAGGAAGGAGUUCAACAGAGAAGCCGGAUCGACAAGCCGGAGGUUCAUACUUGGUGCCUUUCAUCAUUGCUAUUCCUAGCAUGAUUCGCCUGAGACAGUGCCUGAUUGAGUACUUCAGAGUCCGCAAGGCCAAUGCAAAAAACGGGGGCAUAGGUGCUCAUGGAUGGGGUGGCCAGCAUCUUGCCAAUGCUCUCAAGUAUUCGAGUGCCUUUCCAGUCAUCAUCCUGAGCGCAUUGAUGAGAGGAUACGACCCAGCCAAAAUUGGCAUGUCUGAAGCCGGCUUGUUUCGCCUAUGCUUCAAGCUCUCUCCACACUUGGACCACUUUAACGAUCUGGAAGGCGGCAUCUUCGUGAUGGAAUUGCUUGAGGUGCUUCGACGCUGGAUUUGGAUCUUCUUCCGCGUCGAAACCGAAUGGGUGCGCAACACUCGUGGCCCUGCGCCAGACGACAUCCUACUCGGCGAUNUUCCUGCAAACAAGAUAGACGAAGAU